This is a messenger RNA of Ostreobium quekettii, 1335 nucleotides long. NCBI's taxonomy places the organism in Eukaryota, Viridiplantae, Chlorophyta, Ulvophyceae, Bryopsidales, Ostreobiaceae. The record is from the annotation of a GenBank genome assembly.
AUGUACCGGGCGCUGCCAGCGCUCGCCGCCCUCCUGGCGUCGCUGAUCGCCCAGGCAGCGCUGGCGCAGCUGGAUAAGGGCCCCUGCACGUGCGCAGUGGAUGGCGUGAGUGGUGGGGUGCAGACUGAUAUACUGGGUUGUACCAACGGCACUCUUUCUUCAUUUUUCUGCUACGUUGUGGACCCAUCAGAGUGCAACGAGGGGACAUUCUCCACCAAAUUCGAGGGGGCAAAGAGGAGGCAGUGCUUGGUGGACGAUGCGAUCUUCACAGCAGCAACCAAUGGGGAUGCUGCCCUGGUGGAGGACCUGCUCCUGAGCGGCCAGCGUGAGCUUGUGAACGAGUUGACCUGGGUGGACUCGCAGAGCCCUGUGCAUGUAGCGGCCAGGAAUGCUGACCCAGAUGUACUUGAUCUGCUGCUGAUCUUUGGGUACGACCAUUGCGGCACCGAGAUCAGCAACAUGCCAAAAAGGCUCAUCUGUUCCAAUGGGUGCAGCGAGGAGGAUGAGAAGCUGGUGUCCGAUUUAUUGGAAUUCACCGAGGAGAAAUUUCCCUGCGACUUUGGCGCGACAGGUCUCAUUUCUGGUGGCACGACAGCAAAGCCAGGCCGCUACCCCUACAUCGUCUCCCUGAGGCGGCGGGCCACCCGUGCGCACUACUGUGGUGGCACACUCAUCGCUGAGGACAUGGUGCUCACAGCAGCACACUGCCUAGAUGUGAGCCAGUCUUUGGUGGCAGAGCCGGCGCCCACGCUGUACAUAGGAGGAUACCAGAGGGAGCUGAACACCUUGUUCAGCGCCCCGGACCCUAGUAAUGUGGAGGUUUUUGGGACAGCCGGGGCGGCUGUGCACCCAAGGUGGCAAAGGAACUUUGGCAAGUUUGGCACCGGCUUCGACGUCGCAGUCAUCAGACUGAGCGGCACUAGCAAGAAGUUGCCAGUUCGAAUUGGAACCGUCGAACCGGGAGAGGAGGCAACGACGCUGGGAUGGGGACGCCUCGUGGCCACUAGUGCGUUUCCAGGUAACCUGCAGGAGGCCACAGGCAUGAAUGUCACUGUGGACGAGUGUGCAAGCAUUUACAAGGAAUUGGGCUUCACGCUCAAGCACGUGGUCUGUGCAGGCACGGGAAUGCAAGAUUUCUGUACAGGGGACGAUGGUGGGCCAUUGCUGAAAUUGAACACCUCUGAUCCCGAAGACGACGUCCUGGUCGGAGUGGCCUCCACCAAGGCACCCGGAAUCGAGUGCGGCACCCUUGGAAUUCCUGGUGUGUAUUCCCGUCUGACCCCAUCGGUACAGGAAUGGAUAGAGGAUACCAUAACGACGUUGAGACGGAGAUGA